GACAUUAAUACUAGCGCGCUGUCACCAUGAACUUGUUUGUGAACUUUGUUUUCAUUCUAUUGAAGUGUUCGCUCUUACGGGCAGCCCUGACAAUUUCAAAUGAAGAAUCUAAGGCCCCAGAAAAUAGAAUAAUGGGUGGAAUAAAUGCAAAACCUCAUGCACAUCCGUACAUCGUAUCGUUGCAGAUUAGAUUUCUGUUUUUAAAAUUGCAUAUUUGUGCAGGCACAUUGCUUAACGAAUAUUGGAUCCUGUCUGCCGCCCACUGUAUUCCAAGUUUCUUUCUGAUCAAAUGGCUCCCGAUGGAAGCCAUUGCAGGAUCAAAUAAUAUCAAUCAUUUGGCACGAACAGCACAGAUUGCCACAAUUUCAAAAAGAAUACCGCAUCCGCUAUUUACCAGUGACAUAGCACCUUAUGAUAUAGCGAUGCUUAAAACAAGCAAGCCUUUCACUUUCACAAAAGAAGUUAAACCCAUAAAUUUACCGGAAAACUCUCAACUUCGACACAAAGACCUUAUUCUUGCCGGUUGGGGUGAACUCAGUGAGACGAGCAUCAUAUUUUCUAACUCACCAAGUAAAUUGCAGGAAGUGCGAGUGCAAUACAUCCCGUAUAAAGAAUGUCACGAAGCUAUGGAAAACCUUUUUGAAGACGAUGUUAGUAUUGAAGACAUUGAAACUAUGAAAGAAAACGUUCACAUUUGUACGGGUCCAUUAACGGGUGGAGUGGCAGCCUGCAGUGGAGAUUCCGGCGGUCCACUUAUUGAAUACAUAUCUCAUUAUAACAGCGAUAAUGCAAAAAAGGAAUUCAAUUAUGGUAAUGACGUAAAUAGUAAAGAAAAUUCACGUAGAAGCCAAGAUGGAAACGCCGAUCAUAAAACACCAUAUAUAAUCGGAAUAGUUUCAUGGGGAUUCGUACCUUGUGGAGAACCAGGUGCACCCACAGUAUUCACGAAUGUUUCUCAUUACAUAGAUUUCAUUUAUGAUCAUAUCUACGAAUGACAAAUAAAAAUAAUGAUCACAUCAAA
Bombyx mori (domestic silkworm) is the source of this 1021-nucleotide messenger RNA. Its product is annotated as trypsin-1. The transcript has 5 exons. Bases 27 to 995 code for a protein of 322 amino acids. Gene Ontology annotation, biological process: proteolysis. Gene Ontology annotation, molecular function: serine-type endopeptidase activity. Lineage: Eukaryota; Metazoa; Arthropoda; Insecta; Lepidoptera; Bombycidae. The record is from RefSeq and is a predicted model, not a curated record.